Molecule: messenger RNA, 222 nt
Organism: Heterobasidion irregulare TC 32-1
Lineage: Eukaryota; Fungi; Basidiomycota; Agaricomycetes; Russulales; Bondarzewiaceae
Exons: 1
Coding region: 1-222 (73 amino acids)
Source: RefSeq, a predicted model, not a curated record
AUGAGAAAAAAAUUAUUACGAAGAUCGUUACGAAUAAGCAAAAAGUCCCCCGUUCGAGCGGGGUCCGAGAGGGCCCGCACCAGUGUGCCGUGCGGCGCGCGCGUGUCGUGUAGUAGUAAAAUGAAAGACAGAGGUGGACGGCGUCGACCGACAAACCUAACAGCGACCAACGAAACCACCCGCAGACCAAUUCUGCGUCCGUAUUCGUCCUCAACGUUGUAG